Molecule: messenger RNA, 1744 nt
Organism: Rhodamnia argentea
Lineage: Eukaryota; Viridiplantae; Streptophyta; Magnoliopsida; Myrtales; Myrtaceae
Product: protein RETICULATA-RELATED 4, chloroplastic-like
Exons: 8
Coding region: 120-1280 (386 amino acids)
Source: RefSeq, a predicted model, not a curated record
AAGUUAGGUUGACCACACUAAUCGACGUCACCAAACCCGAGAGAGAGAGAGAGAGAGAGAGAGAGGUUCUUCAAAAGUCACCGGGUGCAAACGCAAUCAGUGCACCCAAAAGGAGGAAAAUGGCGAUCGCCGCCUGCUUCGACCCCUCCCUGUCCCUCGCCGAAUCCACGCACUCCCUCCACCUCCGCCGCCUCCGCGCCUCCCCUCUGCCACCUCGCCUCCACCUCCGCCUCUCCCCCGCCAAGGCCGCUCCCGUCCUCCGCUCCUCUCCCCCUCUCCCCCGCCGCACCCUCCACGGCCGCCGCCACCACCUCCUCUCCAUCGCCUUCUCCAUUCCCGGCGGCGGAGGCGACUUCAUCAACGGCAAUGGGAACUCCGGUGGCGGAGGCGGUGGGGACGACGGCGGCGCCGACAGCGCCGGGGACAGGAACAGGAAGGAGGCGCUCGUGGUCCUGGCGGAGGCCGGGCGGCAGUUGGAGAGCUUGCCGAAGGAUCUGGCGGCUGCGAUCGAGGCCGGGAGGAUCCCAGGUUUAGUCGUGUCGAGGUUCUUCGAGCUCGAGAGGUCGCCGUUCUUCCGUUGGUUGAUGCAGUUUGGAGGUUUCAAGGAAAGGCUUCUCGCGGACGAUCUCUUCCUCGCGAAGGUCGCCAUGGAGUGCGGAGUGGGGAUCUUCACCAAGACUGCUGCUGAGUACGAUAGACGCAGAGAGAAUUUUUUCAACGAGCUGGAAAUUGUUUUUGCAGAUGUGGUUAUGGCUAUUAUUGCAGACUUUAUGCUUGUUUAUCUCCCAGCUCCAACUGUGCCUCUGAGACCAGCACUUGCAACCGGUGCAGGGUCCAUUGCUAAAUUCUUCCAUAAUUGUCCUGACAAUGCGUUUCAGGUUGCUCUCUCUGGAACAUCAUAUUCUGUGCUGCAGAGAAUUGGUGCUAUAGUGCGUAAUGGCGCGAAGCUUUUUGCUGUUGGCACUACUUCUUCGCUAGUUGGCACCGCGGUGACAAAUGCAUUAAUUAAUGCCAGGAAGGCUGUUGAUAAGUCUGCAGCAGAUGAAAUAGCAAAUGUGCCUAUACUGUCGACAAGUGCUGCGUAUGGAGUAUACAUGGCUGUUUCUAGUAACCUCAGGUACCAAGUGCUGGCUGGAGUUAUUGAACAGCGGAUUUUGGAGCCCUUGUUACACCAGCACAAGGUUAUGUUGAGUGCACUCUGCUUUGCAGUCCGGACUGGCAACACAUACUUGGGAUCAUUAUUGUGGGUAGAUUAUGCUAGGUGGAUUGGCAUCCAGUAGCCACAAAGUCAAGAAAAUGGACAGGGUGUCUUUGAUUAUGUUGUUCCAGUAGUCACAAUAACCGAUUGCCUCUUUGAUUGGUACUUAUAUUGAUUGUUUCCUCUGGAGCUGGUGGUUGUUGGUUCCUGAGAUUCUGGUUUUCAGUAUAUAUAUGAACUGAUUUAUUGGAAUCUAUUCCAAUCCUGAAUUGAACAGAAUCCCCUUGAGCACAAAAGGUUGCUGCUCCCUGUCGCUCUGGUUAUUUGGUUGUGGGCCUGUGCCGGUUGAUAACGUCACGAAGGACUAAAAUUUACGAUUUCGGUGUUACCGUAGUUGUAAGUGGUAUAGUCAACAGAUGAUCCGUAGGAGGGAGUUUGAUUGUGCGCGCUGUCUAUUAUGAGGAAUCUUGUCUCAUCGAAUGCCUGUCGAUCCUCAAGUCACGGUGGUUCGAUUCUUCCUUUAGACUGUUUUUAUCUGCCACAAUU